UAGUGUACGCUGUAUGGUGCCAGUUUAUUUUUGCGCCGUGUUAGUCUUUAUCCGGUGUGAUGUGUAAAUUAUCAUUGCGUUAGUGCAAUUGCAUUUUUUUUUAAUGUAACUUACAUGAUGAGUUCUCUUGUAGAUAUCUUAAGAGAAGCUCAGGCGCUUGGAAUUAGCCCUGAUGCAGUUCAGCAAUUAGUUGAAGAAGAGCAGAAAUUAGCUAAAGAUAAAGCCGAAAGGGAAGAGCGUGCAGCUGAACGAGAACUUAAGAAAUUAGAGCUCGAGUUAAAAGAAGCGGAGAAGCGUAGAGCUCAUGAAUCGUAUUUAGCUGAAUUGCGUUCACCUGGCGAAAGAAUUGAAACGGUUGAUGUUGAUGCAAGUGCGAAUAAGAGCGUAAAUGCUAAUUUAUAUGAUGGCCUUAGACUUCCUACCUUUAACGACGGGCAAGAUGAUAUAGAUUCUUAUUUACUUAGAUUUGAACGUUUAGCUCUCUUGCAUAAUUGGAAGAAAGAGGAUUAUCAUGUAUAUUUGGGAUCUUUAUUAAGAGGCCGUGCACUUAAAGUAUAUGUAUCUCUGCCUGAAGAAAUUGUUAAUGAUUAUGAAAAGCUUAAGUCUGCUUUAUUAAGAAGUUACUCGGUUGAUUCCGAAAUGUAUAGGAGGAAAUUUAGGGAGUGUAAAUGUACUGAUAAAGAAUCUUAUGUGCAACUUUUAGUUCGAAUGGAGCAAUAUUUAGAUAGAUGGAUUUCUCUUAGUAGCGUUCAUAAAAGUUAUGAUUCUCUUUUUGACUUUAUGAUUAGGGAACAGUUUCUUUGUAGUUGUAAUUCUGAGUUACGUGUUUUUCUAAAAGAACGCGAAUUUUCCAGCGCAACUGAGAUGGCCGAAGCAGCUGACAGGUAUAGAAGCGCUCAUUUGUAUCGCGGCAAAGCACUGAAGUUUCCCCAGCCUAAACCUUUCAGCCAGUCUAGAGAUAAGGGAACUAUUGAUGAAAUUGUUUGUCAUGCUUGUGGUAAAAACGGACAUAUCAAACCAAACUGCCCUGAUAAUCCCAGGAAUUUCAGAGGUGUGAAGAUCCCGAACCAAUCCUGUCCUGAUGACCCAAGCCCUGCUACUACUGAUGUGGCUACCUUAACAUCCUGCGCUAGUCCUGACCUCUGUGAACCCCCUGAAGAACCUGACCUCUGUGACCUACCCAAUCUACCUUCUUCCUGUGACCUAACCGAUUUCCCUGACAAGCCUACAUUUCCUUUUUCCACUGAAAGUACGCAGGUAUGUAGCGAGAAUUCUUGUCGAUAUUCUAUAGAUGAGAAGAACAACAAGAGCAGAUAA
Penaeus monodon (black tiger shrimp) is the source of this 1317-nucleotide messenger RNA. RefSeq lists its product as uncharacterized. The coding region runs from base 115 to 1317 and encodes 400 amino acids. The transcript is spliced from 2 exons. The record is from RefSeq and is a predicted model, not a curated record. NCBI's taxonomy places the organism in Eukaryota, Metazoa, Arthropoda, Malacostraca, Decapoda, Penaeidae. Gene Ontology annotation, molecular function: zinc ion binding; nucleic acid binding.